AUGCCCAUGCCCCAGAGGUCACUCACCCCCCCCCUGUCUUCUGUCCCUCCAUCUCUUCAGGACAUCACUAAUGCAAUGUCUUAUAUCUCUCGAUUAAGCCUUUCCCCCAUCCCGCUUUGCAAGGUCAGGGCGACCCCCAGUGAUGUCACCGAAGUUGAAGUCUACAAGCAUCGAUUGAUUGAUGCCCGUACAGCCGGCGAGAAUGAUGUUAUGCCCGCCUGGGCCUCUGCGCUCUUAGAAGGUUGGGCUACCAAGAUGGAUGAUAUGGAAGCCCAGCCUGCAUCGGGAUGCUGUCGAGAGGCAGGAAUUCCUCAUCCAUGA
This is a messenger RNA of Desarmillaria tabescens, 321 nucleotides long. RefSeq lists its product as uncharacterized. The coding region runs from base 1 to 321 and encodes 106 amino acids. NCBI's taxonomy places the organism in Eukaryota, Fungi, Basidiomycota, Agaricomycetes, Agaricales, Physalacriaceae. The transcript has 3 exons. The record is from RefSeq and is a predicted model, not a curated record.